AAAUCCCAAAUGAAAAGGGCAAAUUGGUCAUGAGACAGGAAGAGACAAUAACUAGCAGUACAAAUCUUGUUCAAAUUCCCAGACACUAACAAGGUCCAAGGUAGGCAGUAAAUUACUCCUAUUUACUAAGCAAAAAGAACACUCACAGCUUUCAUUUGAAAUCCCCUGUUUUUUUCAUACUAACGAGGUUGCACGCCUAUUACUUCUCCAGCUCUUUCCUUCUCCCUGCGUCUUUCUCGCAAAACCCUCGCGAUAAAACCACCCACAAGGCCUCUUUUUUCAAACCCAAAAGAACAAAGUUGGUAACUUUCGUUUGCCAAAGUCCAAGCUUUCUCUUGCUUUCGCUCUCAAGCUAUAAACCCAAAACCACCCAUAUUUUGGAACCCAAAAGCUAAACAAAGUUGGUGGAGUGUAGAGAAUGUCAACAACAACAACAACAACAACAACUGCAACAAGAAGAGCAAAAUGGCAAUACCCACCACCGCCGCCGACCCCAAGAAUCCUCCAUUUGCCACGCCGGCCUCGGCGGAGAGUCACCAAGACGGUGGCUUCCAAACCUGCCUCCGCCGAGGCCCGGCGUGACCGUCAAGGCAAGCUGGAGGCGCUUUUUGAUCAAGAGCGUGCAUUUUCAAGAACUGGGGUUCCAAUAGUGGUGUUCGACUAUGGCGGUGGGGCAUGUGAGAGGAGGAGAGUGAGAGUUGAGGAUAGUAGUAGUAGUAGUGAGAUGGUGGAGGAGAAGUGGAGGUUCCAGGCGGAGAUGUUGAGGGCUGAGUGUAAUUUGUUGAGGAUGGAGAGGGAGGUCGCUGUCAAGAAGUUGGAGAGGAGCCGGGUGAAGAUGGAGAAGACUCUGAGAUCCGCUGUUCAGACUUUGGUUUCUGGAAGAAAGAAAAUUUGUGAAGGAAAGAAUGUGAGCUUGAUAUUGGAGGAAGAGAUCCAAGACCUGGUAGAGAAACUAGAGAAGUUGCAAAGGAGUUCAGGAGUAAAGGGUCUCCAAGCUAAGAAGUACAGUAAUUUUGAUAAACAAGUGUCUCUUCUUCAGAGACGGCUAGAGAAGUUUGGAGUACCAUCGGACGAAAUAUGCGCGGAGGAGAUCUCAUCCGUUAAGGAGAUACGGGAGAUGGCGGAAGCAAGCUUGUCAAUCAAAACAGGUUGUAGAGUCGAUGAGAGCUUUGUUUCAAGUGGCAAAUGCAAUAUUUCGCAGGUGGAGAUUCUAAGAAGGAAGAUGGAGGGGCUGUCAAAGGGGAUUUUGUUAAACAGAAUGGAAGAGGAGUAUAGAUCAAUGCUUUCUACAUCAAACAGCUCUGUUGCCAGUUCUGCCUCCUCUUCCAAGCGAAUUGAAUUUCCUAAUUCAUCUUCUUCCUCAAUAAGACAACCUGAUCAGGAGACAAUGUCCCGUGACGAUAACCUGUGCUCAGGGCGUUGCAAGGCUGUAGUGCGAAAAAUUGUAGAGCAAGUCCGAGUUGAGACAGAGCAAUGGUCACAGAUGCAGGAGAUGCUAGGGCAAGUGAGGAAGGAGAUGGAAGAAUUGCAGGCUUCUCGAGACUUUUGGGAAGAUCGAGCCCUCAACUCUGAUUAUCAAAUCCAGUCCCUACGCGCUGAUGUGCAAGAAUGGAGACAGAAGGCUCUUUCAUCUGAAAGCAAAGCAAAUGCGCUACAAGGGGAAAUGUCUGCGCUCCGCUGUGAGCUUGAAUCGAUGAAGAAGGAUCAAAACUCAGGAGUUAUGAGGGCUCCAGGAAUCACCCAGGAUGCACAAAACGAGAUGGAGAAGCGAGUACUAGUUUGUCGCUUGAAGGAGAAUCACUGUACUAGAGAUAAUGUCAGCAAGGAGGCCUCAAGUGAUGGAAGAAGAAAAGCACAUACAUCUACUGCUCCAAAACGAUCACCUUUCCGAGAUAUUAGCAACUCAUCAUUGCUGAUGAGGCAAAAUAGCAGAGCCAUUUUCCCUUUGCAUAGCCCCCUCCCGACCGAUAUGGCGGAGACCUAUUUGAGAGAGUGAGUGACAGUGACUGUCUGCUAGGGCAAUUCUUGUUGUCUAACUAUAUCGAAUGUAGCACUGCAUAAUGAAAUAGUUAGCUCAAAAUAUUUGCAGGGAGUUUCUUUGCUGGAUU
Molecule: messenger RNA, 2108 nt
Organism: Corylus avellana
Lineage: Eukaryota; Viridiplantae; Streptophyta; Magnoliopsida; Fagales; Betulaceae
Source: RefSeq, a predicted model, not a curated record